This is a messenger RNA of Linum trigynum, 3884 nucleotides long. The record is from the annotation of a GenBank genome assembly. NCBI's taxonomy places the organism in Eukaryota, Viridiplantae, Streptophyta, Magnoliopsida, Malpighiales, Linaceae.
CUUAUUUCUCUAUUCCUAGCCCCCUACACACUCCACAACUCCCACCAAAAGAAUAAAGGGGAAUAAGAAGAUCCCAAACAUUCAAAGGAAAACCCACCAAAAACCACCAAGACAAAGCCCUCUUCACAGCUACAAAAUUCAUCAAAAAAGAAAGACAUGUGUUUCAUCUAGUAGUGAAAUCUAUUGUAAACAAAUAAGGGAAUUCAGUCAUUAAGCGAUACGUAAAAAAUGGUGGAAGGGGGACCGGUGAAAGCGGAUAAAACAGAGUUCACAGAAUGCUGGAAAAUCUCGUCGAAAAAUCCUUACAUCAUGAAGCUGGCCUUCGCUGCCGGCAUUGGAGGGCUUCUGUUCGGCUAUGACACUGGAGUUAUCUCGGGAGCGUUGCUAUACAUCAAGGAAGAUUUCGAGGAGGUGGACAAGAGCACGUUCCUCCAGGAGCUCAUCGUCAGCACAUGUGUCGCCGGAGCUAUCAUCGGCGCGGCACUCGGAGGCUACGCCAACGAUCGGAUCGGACGGAGGAAGACGAUCAUGGUAGCCGACGUCCUAUUCUUCUUGGGAUCCAUCAUCAUGGCCAUCGCCCCUGUUCCGGCCGUCAUCAUCAUCGGUCGGGUCCUCGUUGGCCUCGGCGUCGGAAUGGCCUCUAUGACCGCUCCCCUCUACAUAUCGGAGGCCUCUCCAGCGAAGAUCCGCGGCGCCAUGGUCAGCACCAACGGUUUGCUCAUCACCGGCGGGCAGUUCUUGUCGUAUCUCAUCAAUCUUGCAUUCACCAAAGCUCCUGGAACAUGGAGGUGGAUGCUUGGAGUGGCAGGGCUCCCUGCCCUGAUCCAGUUCAUGCUAAUGUGGUCGCUUCCCGAAUCGCCCCGAUGGCUUUACAGAGAGAACCACGUCCACGAAGCGAAGGAGAUCCUGGAAAAACUCUACCCUGAAGAAGAAGUGGAGAGAGAGAUUCAAGCGCUCAGAGAAUCCGUGGAAUCGGAGAGGGAAAUGGAGGAAUCGAUCGGGAAAGACAUGUACUCCAAGCUAAAAGGAGCAUUCACCGACAAGGUGGUCCGACGAGGGCUCUACGCCGGAAUUACAGUCCAAGUGGCGCAACAAUUCGUGGGGAUCAACACAGUGAUGUACUACUCCCCAACCAUAGUCCAAUUCGCAGGGUUCGCCUCGAAAUCGGUUGCUCUGGCGCUCUCCCUGAUCACUUCAGGGCUCAACGCCGUCGGCUCGAUCAUCAGCAUGAUGGUGGUGGACAAGUAUGGGCGCCGCCGGCUGAUGAUCAUCUCCAUGAUCGGGAUCAUCUCUUGCCUGAUAGUUCUGGCCAUCGUUUUCCGGCAGGCUUCGUUGGGUGCUCCGGGGAUCGAUUUCGUGGAUACCAAGCAUUUUGGGAGCAAUGUGACUUGCCCUAGUUACUUGGAGAAUUUCCAUAAGCCUAAGUGGGGAUGCACGCAGUGCUUGAAGGCUGAGUGCGCCUUUUGUGCCAACGCUGCUGACAAGAUCAAACCGGGAGCCUGCCUGAUUGACGACAAGGCGAUGAGGGACGAAUGCAAGGCCGAGCAUCGGGUGCUCUACGAGGAAGGUUGUCCGAGUAAGAUCGGGUUCUUGGCCGUCCUCCUCUUGGGCCUCUACAUCAUCUCAUAUUCCCCUGGAAUGGGCACAGCGCCAUGGAUCGUCAACUCCGAGAUCUACCCGCUUCGGUACAGAGGCGUCGGAGGUGGAAUUGCCGCCGUCGCCAAUUGGACGUCCAACUUGCUCGUCAGCCUAACGUUCUUGACCAUGACGCAGACCCUGACGGUGGCCGGAGCUUUCCUGAUGUUCGCCGCCAUCUCGUUUAUCAUGCUGGUGGCGAUCUUCUUCUUUGUACCGGAGACGAAAGGGCUGCAGUUCGAGGAAGUGGAGAAGCUCUUGAGAGAUGGGUUCAAGCCAGGGUUCAUCAAGGCAAAAGCAGGGGAUCAGGGGAAGGGGAAAGCUCCAGCUUAGUUUGAUGAAAAUUUGGCUCUUUUCCUUUUUAAGAAUUUUCUUCAUUUGUUUCAGAAUAAGUUUGAGGAGUUGUAUGAGACACUUGUUUAGAAAAACAGGAAAAUAGGGUAAAUUUUCAUUUCUUAAGAAUAAAAAGUUUGAUUUAGUCAUAAAUUGUAUUGUUUUUUUUAUUCCAUAUUGGAAUUAUACAGUUUUAUAGAAGGGUAAGUUACGGAUUUGAAGAUGGUUGUUUAGUGAUCAAAAUGUUUGGAUUUGCUUAGCCAGAUAGAAAAUGAAUAUGAAAGGUAUCUAUGUUUGCCCUGAAUUGUUUGAUGACAUAUACAAAAUAAGUUCAGAAAUAGGGGAGGAGGAAUCAAACUGACAUUGUCAUUCUUAAUCAAGGGUCUAUCUUAGGUUCUUCUUCAUUCACUUAAGAAGAAUGUAUAGUAAACAACCAAUAUAGAUAGCUUGGACAACAUCUUUCGUCUGUUUUAAAUUCUUUUUAUACAUAAUGAUACCUCUUAUUAUUGAGAGUAUAUCGAAUGUUUUUCUUGCUCUAUCUAUUUCGGUGAUCUCAUUCAUAUCUAAAGAAAUUCUUAAGCCCCUUGGUCAAAAUGUGUGUAUGUCUGAUAAGAAUCUUGCUAGUUAGGGUCCUUAUAAUAGUCAUUAACAUCAAAACAUAUAUGUAAAAAAAAAAAAAAACAUCAAAACAUUCUACUGUGUUGGAUCACUCAAAUCUUAAAACAAACAGAGCUUAACAUACAUAUGUUCUACUCUAGUUUUGUCUGAACAAUGAAGACCAUAAGGCUAAAGGAUAUCUGAUUGUUAGCUGUAAGUUAAGAAGAAUCUUAUCCUAAUCCUCAUCGAAAUGAUCCCAUAAGUUUGGUUUAAUUGGUUUCCCACAGCUCCACCAAAGAAAGCAAAAUUAUAUAUGAAGUAAAAAAAAAAAAAUAGUCUUAGUUUGUUCCGCUUAGAGUUAUCUGUCUUUAGCGACUUGAUUGAUCAUAUUAAUUGGUCUUAACGAGGAAAUAACAAGUCAAGUCUUACUUAUUUGAUCUCAAUGUUGGUUUGGUAUUGGAUAACUUCUUUUUAGUGAUUUUUUUGAAUAGGUUUUUAAUGAUUUUGUAUGAUAUUUAUAUAAGAUAAAAAUUGAUUUUGUUACAUCUAUAUUGAUUUUUUUUUUCUCUGUUGCGAAACAUGUAUAAAUAAAUCUUAUAAUUGUGGCAAUUCUUUGUUUUUAUAAUUGCUCGAUUGAUGAGGAUAUAUUUUCCUUAUAUAAUUACAAGGGUGUAGGAUUUGCCAAAAGAAGGAAAGAAAGAGGGAUCAAUCAUCAAAGACAAUCCUCUCUUACGAAUUGAGUUUCCCCUAAUUCAACUUCUAAUCCUGAUUUGGAAAGAAAUUAAUUGUAGUUUCCUUUGGUAAAAGUGGCUAAAUUCAUUAAAAUUAAUUAUUUUUUUUAUCCGUAUCAAACUUAAUAUGGCGUGUGGAUUUGUGGUAAAGAUCUAGCGAAACAUAAUCAAAGCAUGCUUGAACCAUAAUUCUAGUUUUUUCAUUAAACCUUAGAUUAAUUGCUUGAUUAGGGAACAUGAUCCUAUAUUUGGUUUCAAAAUUUUGUAGAUAAUAAUAAUUACGUGUAUAACAUAAUCCUAAAAAAUUAUUCCAGUCCUUAAAUGGGUAAAAGAAGAUGAGUUAGGUACUCUAAAACUUUUGCAUGUUUUGGUUGAUUAUCCGCUCAUUCACUUCUAGACCGAACUUAGGUUUUAAGUUUUUUUUUAUCCAUCCUUCAACUUGUAAGAUAGGACCGAUCGAUCAAUUAUUUCAGUUUGAGUAUUGAGUUCUACAUAUAGUAAUUUCGAAAUACUAUUCAAGUACUAAAAUAUACAAUUAAGCUAACCUAUUGAAAAUUUGUCCCUUGUAAAUCAAAAUUAAUUGAUCGG